AAGAGGCAGAACAACUAAACCACACCUGGCUACAUGCAGACCACUCACAUCAGUUGGAGGAGCAGGUUGGGAAGCAAAAUGGCACUUCUCCUGAGCGUCCUCUGCACCUUGUGCCUGGUUGGGCAAGUUCUCGGCCAGGCAGACAUGCCUUAUGAAGAAUUCCUGGCCCAGGUGACGGCCUGCCCUAAAGAGUGUCGCUGCCCCCCUAACUUCCCUCGUGCUGUCUACUGUGACAAUAAAGGCCUGAAGACCAUCCCCAAUAUCCCUCCACACACAUGGUAUCUCUACCUGCAGAACAAUCUAAUUGAAGUCCUGUCAGCAGACCCUCUGCGUAACGCCACACAGCUGCGCUGGCUGAACCUAAACCACAACAAGAUCACCAGCGAGGGAGUGGAAGAAGGUGUCUUAAGUAAAAUGUCUCACCUGGCACACCUCUACAUGGAUGACAACCUCUUGUCCUCUGUGCCGUCUCCCCUGCCAGUCACUCUGGAGCAUCUACGUGUCUCUCGCAAUCGCAUCUCCAAGAUCCCUGCCGGUGUCUUCAUCGGUCUCGAUAAGCUCAACCUGUUGGACCUCCAGGGGAACAAGCUGAUGGACGAUGCGGUGACUGAGGUGAGCCUAAAGGGUCUCAACAACCUGGUGCAGAUUAACCUAGCCAAGAACCAGCUGAGUAACAUGCCUCUUGGCUUACCACCCACCACCACCCAGCUUUAUCUUGACGGCAACAACAUUGAGAAGAUCCCAGCCGGCUACUUCAAAGGUUUGCCAAAAGUGGCAUUUCUGAGGCUCAACCACAACAAGCUCGGCAGCAAUGGAGUUCCCACAAAUGUGUUUAACGUCUCCAGCAUGUUGGACUUGCAGCUGUCCCACAACCAGCUGACUGAGGUUCCCCUCAUUCCUUCAGGCCUCGAACAACUUCACCUCGACCACAACAAUAUCAAAAGUGUGAGUGGCUCCAGUGUCUGUCCUGUUGCUGUCGAAACCGUUGACGACUCCGUCAAUGACAGCGUUCCUCGUCUGCGCUACCUCAGACUGGAUGGCAAUGACAUUAAGCCACCAAUUCCCAGGGAUGUCAUUCUGUGCUUCCGUCUCCUGAGAUCCAUCGUCAUAUAGGAAAAAAUCAUGCACAUGUUGAAGACGAAUUCUAAUUUCCCACGACUGAAGAUGACCUGUGAAUCUAUGCAACAAAAAUGAUGGCAUGAGAAAUAUUUGCAUGUUUGUCAAGCCCAAAUAUUUGACACUUGUUGACUUAGGAAAAAGUUUCUUUUAAUUCCUGAAAACUUUUCAGUGGAAUUUGAGUAAAAUUUCAGAACAAUAUUGACAAGGAACUGACGGGUUAGAAGCUUUAUUGAUGCUUUAUUAAAUCUGUUGACCACUAGUUGUGCCUUAUAUUUAUGUAAACAUCUGCAUGUACAAGUCAGUGAAACUCUGAUUAUAAUAGUGUGACAUUGAUUUAGACGGAUAGGAGAACAAAAAUGUGUUAAUAACAUGUGGAGGACUCGUUGUCAUGAUGCUUUUUGGAUCAGGAGACAAAGCUUAUGAUUAUGAAUGUGUAGGAAUAUAUCACUUUUCUUUUUUUCUAUAAUUUCAGGUAAACCUUUGCUUUAUACUUGUAGACUUGAAGCCAAAUGAAUGGUCUUGUGUUCUAGGUUUGUCUUAUUUACCCUAGAAAAUUCUUCUAAAAAUAAACAUAUUUACUGUAGGUAAUUUAUUUUUAUUUAAUACUGGAGAAAAAAUAAGUAGAAACCUGUGAAUAUUCAUGGCCAAUAUUCCUUAAUGUUUUGUAUACAAAAGAAAUGUGAUUAUCUGUUUUUAAAAGAUGCCAACACACUUUUUAAUU
Epinephelus fuscoguttatus (brown-marbled grouper) is the source of this 1840-nucleotide messenger RNA. It is a transcript of the gene kera, whose product is annotated as keratocan. NCBI's taxonomy places the organism in Eukaryota, Metazoa, Chordata, Actinopteri, Perciformes, Serranidae. Bases 34 to 1113 code for a protein of 359 amino acids. The transcript has 3 exons. The record is from RefSeq and is a predicted model, not a curated record. Gene Ontology annotation, molecular function: protein binding.